This is a messenger RNA of Aspergillus tanneri, 2598 nucleotides long. It is a transcript of the gene SKB1, whose product is annotated as protein arginine N-methyltransferase. The record is from RefSeq and is a predicted model, not a curated record. Gene Ontology annotation, biological process: regulation of DNA-templated transcription; peptidyl-arginine N-methylation. Lineage: Eukaryota; Fungi; Ascomycota; Eurotiomycetes; Eurotiales; Aspergillaceae. The transcript has 4 exons. Bases 1 to 2598 code for a protein of 865 amino acids. Gene Ontology annotation, cellular component: cytosol; nucleus.
AUGGACUACAACCCAGAGGAGGUGAACAUCACUUUCUGCGUUGGCCAGCAUGAGAGUAAGCGCACCAUUCCGAUUACCACUCAGGCGGUACGAGCUGCUCAUGAAAGUAACUAUGAUAUGCUUACUUCUCCGAUAACCACUCCUCACUUCCAAUCCAGAGUGCUCGGGUUGCUCUCCUCACACCUGUCCAAUGUGCAGACAGUGUCUGCUGGUGCCAAUGAGACUAUGGCAACCACGGAAAACACCCAGCCCCUAGUAAUUCCACCUCUAGGGCCAUUGGAUACCCAUUUGACUCCGAAUGAGGCAAUGUCCCAACUGGUGGGGGUCACUAGUCCUUGGAUUGACCUCUGUUCUCCCGAUCCAUUGAUCGCAGAUAUCUCCCGGCAGGUUUUCAUGUUGGAAGUUGCCUACGCAGCCUUUUGCGGCAUUGGGUAUCUGCUGGCUCCAGGGCCUAAAUUGCAUCACGGAAAUAUGCACUCGGAAGGACUGGCUUACUAUGCUCGCACAAUCCACGACGCAGUCAAUCUAGGACCUUAUAUUCAGUUCCACAUUUGGAUGAGGACCGUUGACAACCCCGAUCUUGAGGCAGAUGAAAUUGGUGACCUGGCCCCCUUUUCUCGCGCGCAGUUCAUUGCAGACUCAUCUGGGAAUCCAUCGUCAAAAUUAGAUUCGUUUGGAACUUGGGAAGCUUGGGACACCAUCAGAAGAACUUGUAAAUAUCACUCGAGACUUUUCAUAGCACUUUCACUACCAAAGUAUCUUCCACCUAUGCCUGUCCAGUCUCGGUGGCAUUCUGAACCGGUUCACAUGCUUACUAUUGAUGCCAAUUCCUUCAUUAAGAAUCAAAAGGGCUACCCGGUGUUGUCCAAAUCCCAUCAAGCUUUGAUUGCUCGAUUUAUGCGUCUUCGUACUCCUCCGUGGAUACUCCUCUGUGAUGUUGGCCCUAUUCCAGGGAAUGACGCGAAUGACUUACAAACCAUGAAUUUGCCUGGCUCAGAAUAUCCGAGCCUUGCGCAGGCCGCGGUUUCAAACAAGAAGCAUCAUGACCCCACCCCGCACCUGUCGUACAUUAGGAAUCUCCAAAAUAAGCAACCGCCACGAAGUGCCAUCGAAAGGUUUGGGAUAGGUUAUCAAGACUAUCUGCAGGCUCCCCUGCAGCCAUUGACCGUCAACCUGGAAAGUAUCACCUAUGAAGUCUUUGAGAAGGAUCCUAUCAAAUAUGAAUGGUAUGAGCGGGCCAUUGCAAAAGCUUUAAUUGACUGGGUAGAGCAGAAAAAGCCCACUUCAAACCCGGAUGGUCGGGUGGUUGUGGCCGUAGUAGGUGCCGGCCGAGGGCCAUUAGUCACUCGAGCGCUCAAAGCAAGCGCGGAAACGGGGGUCGAGAUUGACCUAUGGGUCGUGGAGAAAAACCCCAACGCCUUCGUGUUACUUCAGCGCCAUAACCAAAGCCUCUGGGGUGGAAAGGUCACUCUUGUCCAGUCAGAUAUGCGCAGCUGGAAGGGGCCCCGGGUGGGCAAGCAAAAUUCUCGUCAGCAACCACCAGCCCCGGUGGGGAAGUCUCUGGGCAUUGAAAACUCAUUUCUAUAUAACACCGGUAGCGAGAAAGAGAACACUACGCAAUAUUCUGGAUCCGCAGCCAACUCGGCUGCUUCGGAGCUUGCGUAUACUACGAUUGACAUUGUGGUUUCCGAGCUAUUAGGCUCGUUUGGCGAUAACGAACUGUCGCCGGAAUGCCUGGACGGCAUCACUCACCUUAUGAAUCCUGUACAUGGUAUCUCCAUACCGGCAUCUUACACGGCUCAUUUCACGCCCAUUUCAGCUCCUAAACUUCAUGCCGAUGUCAUGCAUCAGACUGCUUCCAACCCUGCGGCUCCGGAGACACCAUACGUGGUGAUGCUACAUGCCGUUGAUUUCCUUUCAACGAAUCAGCCUUCUGAUACCACGGCCAUGAACAUUAAUAUGAGCAGCAGUAACUCCGGCAAUGUUCGAUCUUCUAUCUCGGCCCUUCCGGGGCCUGAGGCUCCACCCCCAUUUGUACAAACCGCGUGGUCCUUUUCACAUCCCAACAAGCACAUCCCACCUCAGUCUUUCGCCUCGUCAACCAUUUCUAACUCUCACAACGUCCGGCGCACACGGCUGGCCUUCCCUAUUCAGAAUCGUGGUGUCUGCCACGGCCUUGCUGGCUUUUUUGAGGCUGUACUGUAUCGUGAUGUAGAGCUUUCGACGAACCCAGUGACUAUGGAUAGCAAAAGUGCCAACAUGAUCAGUUGGUUUCCAAUCUACUUUCCUCUAAAGAACCCUCUAAAUGUUCCUGAUAAUGGUGAGGUUGUUGUCACCAUGUACCGACAGACAGAUGACCAGAAAGUCUGGUAUGAAUGGAUGGUUGAAGUCUUUGCCCUUGAACCUCCCGCGGAGACUUCCACCAUGGAAACUAUUGUUCCUGUGAUGAGCGGUGCUAGGUCUUCAUCUCCCAGUACUGACAACAACGGUCCCUCCAAGUCACAACAAAGCAGAGGCAUCAACCAAGGAGGUGUGCGCCGGAUCAGGGUGGGAAUGAGUGAUCUGCAUUCAAGCAUUAAGGAGGGAUGUCUGAUGUAA